Olea europaea var. sylvestris is the source of this 546-nucleotide messenger RNA. RefSeq lists its product as uncharacterized. NCBI's taxonomy places the organism in Eukaryota, Viridiplantae, Streptophyta, Magnoliopsida, Lamiales, Oleaceae. The coding region runs from base 1 to 546 and encodes 181 amino acids. The transcript is spliced from 3 exons. Gene Ontology annotation, molecular function: nucleic acid binding. The record is from RefSeq and is a predicted model, not a curated record.
AUGGUGGAAAGCAUUUCUACUAGUGCGCAAGUGGAAAUCUCCAACAGGGAGUUAAAGAAGAUUCUCGAAGCUACAAUCAAUGCGUCCUGUAAGGAUUGGGCUAAGAAGCUAGACGAUGCACUUUGGGCUUAUAGAACAACAUUUAAGACUCCAAUUGGCAUGCCUCCAUAUCGACUGGUGUUUGGAAAGGCCUGUCAUCUGCCCGUUGAGUUAGAGCAUAAGGCAUAUUGGGCAACUCAUUUGCUCAAUUUCAAUAUGAAGGAGAAAACCAAGAGAUGGCACGACAGACAUAUAAAAGAGAAGGAUUUUGAAGUUGGCCAGCAAGUAUUAAUGUUCAAUUCACAUCUCAAACUCUUUCCUGGAAAGUUAAAGUCUAGAUGGUCAGGUCCUUUCAUAGUAGUAGCCGUGCUCCCACAUGGUGCUGUAGAAGUAGUAUCUCAGGAUGAACAGAGGAGGUUUAGAGUGAAUGGACAAUGGUUGAAAGCCUAUUGGGGAGGUGACUACUCCAAUGAGAAGACGACCGUACCUCUUAAUAGUGCAGAGUAG